CGCACCCCGAGGUCCCCCUCCCUCCGAGCCCCUCCGCUGCUAAGGGCGGGGGAGGAGGGAGGAGAAUGUAGCGAAGGCUGCUCCUCGAAGAGGGAGCGGGGGCGGGGGCCGGGGUGGGCCCGGGAUCUUCGCGAAAGCUCCGCCCUCCCUCCUCCCCCAGAGUCUCCGCCUUGCCUCGGGGGAGGGGCCGUGGGGCUGACAGGCCGGGCCAGCCCAGGCUCAGGACUGAGGCCGAGAGGAGAGAACACAAUGUCAGCUGAGGGACAGCAACAAGAACAGUUGUCCCAGUCAGAUCUUUCCCCAUCAUCAAAUUCAUCUAGUUCGUUUGAGAUAAUAGACAUGGAUGCUGCUAGUUUGUAUGAGCCAGUGUCUCCUCACUGGUUUUACUGCAAAAUAAUAGAUUCUAAAGAGACGUGGAUUCCUUUCAACGCUGAAGAUUCACAUCGGCUAGAAGAAGCUUAUGGUUCUGAAAAAGAUUGUAAUGGAAAAGUUGUUCCCACUGAUGGUGGCCGAUAUGAUGUACAUUUGCAAGAGAGGAUGCGGUAUGCUGUGUACUGGGAUGAGCUAGCAUCAGAAGUGAGACGCUGUACCUGGUUUUAUAAAGGAGACAAAGACAAUAAAUAUGUUCCCUACUCAGAGAGUUUUAGCCAACAAUUAGAGGAGACCUACAUGCUUGCUGUAACUCUGGACGAAUGGAAAAAGAAACUUGAAUCUCCAAAUAGAGAAAUCAUUAUAUUACAUAAUCCAAAGCUGAUGGUUCAUUACCACCCAGUGGCAGGAUCUGAUGAAUGGGGUUCUGUACCUACUGAACAGGGGCGACCCAGAACCGUGAAGAGAGGAGUUGAGAACAUCUCUGUUGAUAUUCCUUGUGUUCCCACAGUUCUCCUGGAUACAGAUGGCUUUCUUCAUCACAAGUCCAUUGGAAUUGGCCUGAAUCACCUCAUUGUUGAAGAGUCACAACCUUUUUCUUUAAAAAAUAUAUGCAUAAUCAAGCAAAAUUAAACAUGUGUGAAAAUGCAUCUUUCACUUUUCACCUUGAAUUCAACACUUCACUUGUUGGGAGAUGGGAUAGAUAAAAUAUUUCAUUACUGGCCUUCUAUAAUUACAGUUGGUUAUUGCAUUGAUUGAGUUGUUAAGACUUUUUUAGUUGCUUUUCUUUACUGUGUUGUUUUUCUUGCAGAGCUUGUUCUCUGAGUUCUCACAAGUCUUCUGAUGAUGUCUUUCACAAUAAUAGCAAAGUCAAGAAGGGAGGUACUUGGGAAGGAGAAGUUCAGUUUUGGACAUAAUGAAUGUAAAGUGUCUUCGUGACAUGUGAGAUAUCUGCUAGGAAGUUCAAGAAGCAAGAAUAGAGGGCAGUAGAGAAGUUAGAUUGGAUAAAUAGAUCUGAGAAAGAUCAGCAUAGAUAUGAUGAUAUUAUUAAUUAAAUAAUAUUUAGAAAGUCAAGAGAAGUGGGCCCUAAGGAAUAGCUAUGAUUAUUGUUUAUGACCUGAUUAACUCUAGCAAAGAAGAUUAAGAAGGAGUUCUUAGACAGGUAGGAGGAGAACCAAGAAAAGAGCAGUAUUACAAAAACCUAAAGAAAAAACAGUAUUAAGGAGGAGAAAGUGCUCAAUAGUGUCAAGGUUGCAGAAGAGGAGAGAAUUUUAAAAAUCCAUUAGAUUUAGCGAUUAAGAGAUCAUUUGUAACUUUGGAGAGAGCAGUUUCAGUUGAAGCAUGGGACCAGAAGCCAUAUUACAAGGUUAAGAGGGGAAAGAAAGUGGCGGCAACAACUUGUAGGCACCAAUGGUUCAAGUAGGAGUUUUGGGGAAUGGAGAUGUGGUCAUGUAUAUAGGCAGUGGAGAAGUAGACAGAUUAAAGGCUAGUGAGAAAGAGAUGAUAGGAGAUUAAAGCUUAAUGAGAGAAAUAAUAGAAGAGGCAGUCUGCUAGAGAACAUGGAAUAAAAUGGGUUCACUUAGGCAUGUGGAAGGACUUGUCUUGCCAAAGAAAAGGCUCACCUGUUCAUGUGAUGCAGGGUUGAAGGAAGAGACAAUGGCAGAAAGAAUAUGAGUGAUGUGAGAUAAGGAGGAAAGAGGAAGAAGAAGCUCUUAGUGAGUGGCCUAAUUUUUUUUUUUCAGUAGAAAAAACCCCUAGAAUAUAAUAACAUUAGUGACUUUUUUGACCAUAAUUCCAAAUUGAUUUCCAGAUUGAUUAUAACAGUUUACAGUUCUACCAAUCAUGUAUUAUCAUGCCUAUUUUCAUACAUCCUUUCUAACAAUUGUAAUUUUCACCCAUUUGAUGGAUGUGGAUGGAAUGUGUGUUUCUCUAAUUGCUGGUGAUUUGGAGCAUUUUCUCAUCUGUGUAUUGAUAGUUUGGGUAUCUUCCUUUGAAAACUACUAUAUCUUUUAACCAUUUAUCUGUUUUGGAAUGGCUCUUGUUUGUAUAUAUUUGAUUUGGUUCUAUAUAUAUCUUGGAAAUAAAACUUUUAAUAGGGAAACUUACUGCAAAGAUUUUUUUUUCCAGUUAAUCAUUUCCCUUCUAAUUGUAAUUGAAUGUGCAAAAAACUUUUCAAUAUUAUAUAAUAAAAGUUGUCCAUUUUUAAUUGUUAGAGGCUCUAUGAGAAAAUAGGCACACUAAUGCACUGUUGGAACAACUGUGAAUUGGUCCAAACCAGUUUGGAACUGUAACAAAAGUUACUAAAUCAUUAAUACUUUAAAUUGUUCAUAUCCUUUGAUAUGGCAGCCAAGUGGUGUAGUUGUUAAGAGUGCUGAGCCUGAAGUCAAGAAGAUGCCUCUUCCUGCAUUCCAAUAUGACUUUGGACACUUACUAGCUGUAUGACUCUGGGCAAGUCACUUAACCUUGUUUGCUUCCGUUUCUUAUAUAUCAAAUGAGCUUGAGAAGGAAAUGGCAAACCCUUCCAAUAUCUGUCAAGAAAAUCCCAAAUAGGGCCACAAAGAGUUGAACACAACUGAAAAAUAAUGAAACAAAAAAAUCCUUUGAUCUAUAAAUACCACUAUUAGGUUUAUAUACCCUAAAGAGAUCACAGACAGAAGGGAAGGACCAUUAAAUAUAAAAAUAUUUGUAGCAGUUCUUUGUUAUAACAAGUAACUGGAAACUAAGGAGUACCUACUAUUUGGGGAAUGGCCGGACAAAUUAUGGCAUAUGACUAUAAUGGAAUACAUUGUAUUAUAACACAUGACAAAAGGGACAAUUUCAGAGAAACCUGGGAAGUCUUGUAUAAAUUGAUGCAAGGUGAAGUGAGUUGUUCUAGGAGAGCAAUUUAUAUAAUGACAUGAAAACAAUUUAAACAAUAAUGACAGUGCUGUAACAGCAAACAACUUUGAAAGCCUUAAGAUUAAGAACCCUGAUCAGUGCUACUCUAGUUCCAGAGUUCUGAUGAUGAAGCAUGUUCCCCUCUUGGCAGAAAGCUGAUGAACUCAGAUUGCAGAAAGAGAAGUACAUUUUUGGACACAGCCAGAUGUAGACAUUUGUUUAUUUUGUUGUCUCUACAUAUGUGUUACAAAGGUUUUGUUUUUUUUUCUUUGGGGAAGAAGAAUGGAGAGAAGGAAGGGAAAAGCAAGGAUUAGUUUAUCAAAAAAGAAAGUGGGGGCAGGCACAGUAACAGAAGGAAGGCCAGAAGGAAUCAUAGACAAACUCGACAACUUUAAAUGUAAAUUAUGGAAUUUUUUAUAUACUUAAAAAGAAAAGCAAGUUGUACAUUAUUAAUAUACACUUUUUUAAUGUAAAAAAUGCCUGCAUUUUCUGAGAUCAUCUCUAUUGUUAUUUGAUCAUAAACUUCCUUUAUUUAGUUGGCAAUAUUUUUUUCCUUUUUCUUCUCAUUUUUGCAUGAUAUCUUUUAAUAGCUAAAUCACUUAUCUCAGAAUAGAUCUUGAGACACACAAACAGAUGUACAUAUGUGCAUUUAUAGAUAUUGCUCUAAAACCAAUUUCUGCUAGACUGCUUUUCUGAUUUUCUUAGUUUUUUGGGCAUAUAAGGAGCCUCAAUAGUUGGGAUCUUUGAAUUUAUUGAACAUUAUACUUCUCUCAUCUAUUUGUACUUAAUAAAAAUGUUUCUUUUUUAAAAGUUAAGUAGUCAUAUGUAAUAGUAUUAGACUACAUUUAUAUAAUACUUUUAAAGGUUUACAUAAUUCUUUCCUCCCCGUUGUCCUAAAUUAAUUUGAAAGACACAAAAAAGUUAAGUGACUUAUAAGCGUCAUACUUGUAAGUAUCAAAACCAGAAUUUCCAAGUUCACCUUUCUUUCUACAACAUUGAAAGAAUAACGUUGAAAGCUAAUAACAGCCUUAUUUCCAGGAAGUGACUAUUCAUAUUAAAUGUUUUUGGUGUUCCUUAUGACACAUAUUCUAGAUAGUUAUUGAUUAUGUAAAAAUGGUUUUUAAAAUGACCUUGAUAAAUGUUCUUGGCUGUUUUCUUACUUUACAAUUAAAAUGAUUAUUAAGUGUCUUUCCUCUUGCUUUGGAAUUGGCAUUACUAUGUUAUAGAGUUAAGUCCUUUUGGAUGAAAGACUUGGUACUUUUACUGAAACUGCUGAGAAUUUUGAUGCUGAUCUGAUAAAGUCUUAUCUUGACCAAGAUAGAGCUCUGUUUUAGCAUAGUUCCUUAUAAUAUAUGUUAUUUGUUAAAAAUAACAGAAUAUAAUCAGUUUUCAUAAUCAGUCAUAUAAACUGGUCUUUUGAUUUAA
Antechinus flavipes (yellow-footed antechinus) is the source of this 4671-nucleotide messenger RNA. It is a transcript of the gene DDHD2, whose product is annotated as DDHD domain containing 2. NCBI's taxonomy places the organism in Eukaryota, Metazoa, Chordata, Mammalia, Dasyuromorphia, Dasyuridae. The record is from RefSeq and is a predicted model, not a curated record. The transcript has 6 exons. Gene Ontology annotation, cellular component: COPII-coated ER to Golgi transport vesicle. Bases 250 to 1002 code for a protein of 250 amino acids. Gene Ontology annotation, molecular function: metal ion binding; triacylglycerol lipase activity; protein binding.